CAUAGGAGGAGUUCAGGCUGUGCUGAUCUCAGUGAGAGCCUGUUGCUCAUCCCAGUAGCCCCAUCCUCACCAUCACUCUCACCAUGCAGAGCUGUGACCUGCUCCCAUCACCCAGCAAGCCAAGGACAGGACACAUCUCCCGCAGCAUGACAUUCAGUGCUUGCCACAGACUGCACAGGUGGGUGUGGAUACAAUGUAACCUGCAGGAGAUACAAUGUAAAUACUCUGCCAGAUCAGCUGGAAAACGAAAGUGAGAAACAUGAAUGUUGUGGGAACAUUGUAACAAUAUAAACUGUAAACAUGUGUCUCUGGAAAAGGAAAUCCUCGAAGCUUUGUUUGUUUGUUUAUUUAUUUAUUGUUAUGUUCUGCGACUCAAUCCUAGGUUGCCAUGGUGACUGCUCCACACCUGCUCUGUAGAUAAGACUAAUUGGCAGGAUGGAGCUGUGUUUGCAGACAUUGACAGACAGUGGUAAAGACAAUGCUGGGAUUCCAUGAAGGGAACACUAACUCGAAACAUUGUCCUCUCCUCUUACCUGCAUGUGGUCUCACAGCGUCUAUGGAAAAGCUGACACUUUUUGCCUUCCCUGUUUUUUAGCAAUUCACUCAGUGAUGAGGAGAACAAAAGGAUUUUUGGCAAAUGCAACAACCCCAAUGGACAUGGACACAACUACAAAGGUGAGAUUCUGUCUGAUACUGACACAUUGCCCUGGGUGUAUGAAGGGGGGAUUGGGGAGGAUGAAUCCCACUCUCUAGAUAAUCUAGUGGGGGAGGGGUAAAAUGCUCAUCGUCGUGUAACUUUUAAAAUCUAUUUUACUACUUUUAGACAUAAUAAUAAAACAAACCUGUUGUAAAGUAUUGAAUCGUUUACUUUGGUUCCUGUGCAAAGGGGUUUAUCAGCAAACCUGUCAAUUUGAUGUAAAGAAUUUAGAAUAUCCAAAUUAGUUAAAGGUUUUCUCCAACCAGUGGUGUACACACGAACCAUGGGGCCCCGGUGUGAAAAUUGAUCCAUGGCCCCCCCUUACUCUGCGUGGGCCGGGCCGCAACACAUGGCGGCGGGCACCUGGUCGCAGGGGUCCCUCUUCAGCUCCCUUGCGCACCGCACUGAUGCCGGAGCCGGAAUAUGAUGUCAUAUUCCGGCUCCGGCAUCAGUACACGGCGCGCGAGGGAGCUGAACAGUGAGUACUCAGGUGAGAGUGCUCCCUCGCGCGCCAGCCAGCUAGCCCGGGACACCAGGGCCAGCCUCGGGGGAGAAAAGGCUGGCCACACUGGCGUGCAUACCGGGUCGCAGGACGGCCGGGUCCCCUCGUGGGCCGGGCCCAGUCGCAGGCACGACCCCUGCGACCCUGGUAUGUACGCCACUAUCUCCAACUCACAUGGCCACUUCUGCUUGAAAUGCCGCACAUACAUGGAGAAUCUGAAAGAUUUAUGGCUGUCAUCAUAGCGCACCAGUGACAGACAUAACGAGAUUCACAUAAAAAAGCACGCUUGCAUUUAUAAGCCAACACAAUGUACAAACACUCCCCUGAAUUCAAACACUACAUACAUGUACAUCACUGCAUUCCAAUUGCAACUGUACAUACAAAUACACCCCUACAUGCAGUGGUGUACUUCCCACAAGGCUGGGCAGCAUUUUAUGCCCCCCCCCCCCCACACCUCCAAGCACCCAGGCAUAUGCCCUGUUAGCCUCUUUCAUGGGGUGACCAAGAGCUGGCCGGUUGGCCCUCCGAGGCUUUGUGAGUAGAGCGCCGCUUUCUUGAUUAUAUGAAUAUUUUUAAGCUAAAAACUGAAUAUUUGACAGUAAUCUAAACAUUGUGUCAGUCCCUAAUUAACCUGUUCUAUCUGUUUCAGUGAUUGUCACAGUGCGUGGAAAGGUAAGUGAAUGUAUUAAAAACAGAGAGUAUCUUGUUUUAUAGUUAGCCCUCGUAGAACCAACGAUAUUUGAAUUGUAGUAAUGGCAUGAAAGCCUAGCUGUGGUAACUGGUGACAACUGCCACCAUCGAUUUGGGAACAAUGUAUUAUUUUUAUUAUUAAGAAUAAUACAUUUUAGCUCCUUUUCUUACAUUGUGUGUAUUGGGACAGUGUGUAAGGGGGGGGCAGUGUGUGUAAGGGGGGUUAUAGUUUGUGUGAGGGGAAAGGGGGGCAGAUUAAAAAAAAUGUUUGUAAAUGUAUUAAAUAAUUACUACAAUAUAGUUUGUCCCCCCUCCCUUCUUACCUGUUUGAGGGAGGAGGAGACAUUGCUUUCCCCGGUGGUUCUAGUGGUGAGAGUGAACUCUAGCCUGCAGCUCUGACUAGAGUUUACUCUCGUGAGAACGGAGAGUUGCCAUGGUAACCGCAACAACGUUCUGUACUCACGAAAGGAGAACCCUGCGGAGCUGCAGGUAGGAGCUCCCCCGGGUUCUCUCUCCCCUGCCUGACAUCCAGCAAUCACUGAUCUCCCCUCUGGUCCGUGAAGGCAAACAGCAGGGCUGGCGCUUGGAUAGUGCCAGCCCUGCAUUGGCCACCCGGGGAGAGCUUUGGCCUCACUAUUUUCUCAGGGGCAGGGAAGGGGGGCAAUUGCCCUAUUUCCCCCCUCCCCGGAUCCGCCACUGUUACAUAGGCACUGGUGGCUUUCAGGCCUAGCUCUCUUUAACUUGUCCUUGGAGUCAGGGACUGUGCAGCCAGCCAACAGGUCCGAAUACAGGUUACUGGGAUUCCCGAAUCACAUACCAGGACAUGCACACAAUACUUUAUUUUUAUUCAGGGCUAGCCAAUAUGCACAUUACGUUAGAUUUUCUGUGACCUGCUUAAUAAAAUACAAAUAACCAGAUAUUAUGGGAAAUAUUAACAUAUUUAUAAAGAGGUGUGGAAUACAAUAAUUAACAAGGACGAUCUCCUGUGUCUGCAGAAUUCAUAAUAAGCCUUGCUAUCUAGGCUGUUUCAAGAUCCUGACAACCAACAGAUGGCGCUGUUCAGGAUCCAUAGCUGAAUCCACCAAGUUGAUUGAAACCAUCAGCAGAACAGGAGAGCACACAAAACAUUAAUAAUAAACAAUUACAUCAUACGCACCCUGCACCUGAACCAUAAGAAUAAUUUAGGGACCUACAUAAAGUGUCCAUAUUCUGCUCUGAUCGUCAUUACCAUCUCCGUUCUCCUUCACAAUCUUAACUUCUAUUUCAGAUUGAUCCCGUCACAGGAAUGGUGAUGAAUUUGACAGAUCUUAAGAAAUACAUGGAGGUAAGAGGUUGCCCAACAGGGUUCAGAGGUGACUUUAUGUGGUGCUCAAUACAAGCUCCAGAAUUUUUAUUCUGGAGCUUGUUAAUUAGAAAUUAUAGUCUACAUAAAAUAAUUAAAACUUGGGGUGUAUUUAACAAACAAUCAAUGUGGAAUUGGUAAAUUAUAGCUGAGAUUCUAGCAGCCAAGAAGCGAAGCCAGGAGAAAAGUGAAGACUCAACACAUGGAGUGGACUAUGGGUUCCUUGCAGGCUGCAAUUGCAGAGUCAUGUAUAGUAUAUGUGCAUGGUGUAACUUUACUUACUGUGUCUCGACAUUAUUCCCACAUACAAACACAUUUUACAAUCUGGUGGCAGUUGUGGGAUGUUGAAAUUCUAAAAACACCAUAAGAAAAACUAAUAUGUCUGUAAUCGACAAAUCCUGUCUAUAAUAUUCCAACGAAGGCGAUUCCAUAUAAUCCGUAAAAUUUAGAAAAGUAUGAUGAAAAAAUGGGGGGACAAAAAAAAACCACAACCUUCUAUAUAAUCCCCCUCCAGGAAGCCAUUGCCAUUCCCAUGGAUCACAAGAAUCUGGAUCAAGACGUACCUUACUUUAAAAAUGUUGUCAGGUAAGUCAUUCCUGGUCACUGAGAAUAGUGUCGGUCUGGUUGGAAUAAAAUUGGGUUUUGUUGGGGUGUCUUUUAAUUUGUGUGCGUGAUCAGCUAACUACAUAAUGAAAUUGCCACAUGGGCCGAGAUUUGGAUAUUUUCUAGAGAGGUGAUGUUUGUCAUGUCAGACCACUGUGAGAUUAAUCUCUGGCAUGCUUUCCCAGUUUGUAUACUAAUCUCUAUUAAUUUAGUGGCCUUCUCCCACUGUAAAAAUGGGACAGGUACUAAUCGAAAUACUGCCUUUACAAGCACUUUGCACUAUCUACACUUUCUCUUGUGUUUUCCAGUCGGACUCCUUCAGUUCUGAUUGGAGAAUUCCCCAGUGCAGACAAAGUCUGUGUUGGCAUUAAUGGGAAAGAUUGCAAAGGCUGUAAAUAAAUCUGCAUCUCCUGCAAGAUGUUUUAAAUAUACACCAAUGGAAAUUCAGACACGGGAGUGCUCUUUUUAUUUAAAAAAAGGUUAUUUAGUAUCAUUAGGAUACCCACACAUUCUGUACAUUUAGAUGACCUCACGACAUGCUGUGCAAAUCCAAUCAUUAAUACUGUGAGAAAAUAUACUGAGGGAGAAGUUUAUUAAAGGAUUAUUCACUAAAGUGAAAAUUGACAGAAUUAAAAAUAAAAUUAAAAUUUUAAGCCAAGACAGCUGAACUGGUAAAACCUCUCCUUGUCAGCUUUGAUUUCAGUUUAGAUCUUUUAACCUUAAAUUUGGAAUUCAAACAUUGGAGUUCUCUCUUUAUUGAAUAGCGUGUUAAUUGCAGUGUUUUGGGUAUGCAUUUCUCCCAGUACAGUCUAAAACGUAAAGCCUAACAGGAGCCCAAGUCUAAUUUCUAUAACGUAUUGGGGAAUUUAAAACGAAUAUAUAUUUUCUAAACCUGGAUCCAGGCAUUGUAGAAUAUUAUCGCUUGGUAGCUCUACGUAAGAGGUGUGACAUUUUUAUUUCUAUCCACUAUGACUGCAGUUCAGUGGAGAAUGUGUCGGUGUUCAUCUGGGAAGGUCUGCAGCAGAGGCUCGAAGAAGGACUUCUCUAUGAGGUCUGUGUCCAUGAAACCGAUGCCAACAUUGCUGUUUACAGAGGCGAAUAAUGUCCACCACGUGAAGGAAGUAUCUAAUCAAAAUACAUCAGGACAUUAUCACUCCAGCUAAGGAAAGCCUUGAAAAUACAGUCCAACAAAUGUGGGUCUAAAGUAUGUAUAAAGUAUGUUGUUUGCUACAACCUUGGUCCUUCAGCUGGUGAUAGACUAAAUGUCCCAUUGGAAGACACAUUCUAGGGUCCAAACCAAAUGCAGUCCUACUCUAACAAGCUGUGCACAUCUAUGGCUCCAGAUUGCUAUGUCCACCCUGAUCUUUAAUGUAAUAAAUAGUGAAGAAGGUUUAUGUAUAUAGAAUUCUUGAAUUUGUGUUUUUCCUUUUUUAUUAGGAUAAUGGAUUCCUGUUUACAUCACAUUCAGAUGUUAAAAAAAAAUAAUCUUAACAUAUUUAACAUUUAAAUGUCAUACUAUUUGCAGUGCUCCUUACCACAACUACAAUUUUAAAGAAAAGGAAAGUCAUGCGCACCACAGAACCAAAUAACAUGACUCUAGGCCUACAUAGACAUGUUGUGGGCUUACUAAAACAUGUUUUUGGUUUCUUCAAAUAUGUUUAAAAAAAAAAAAAAAAAUCCCAAACCAAUACAGCAAAUAAAAUAACCAUGCAAGAUCUGACACAUUGCCAAACAUCUUAAAACGUACUGAGGGUUCAAUAAAACAUGUUCGCAGGUUGCUAAUAGCAAAGAUGUCCGUGGAAGGAAUGAUUCUCCAUUCAAUGGGGAAGGAAUGAGAUUUAAGACACUGCAGGUGAACUGGAACCCAAUAUUAAAUGAAUUUAAUACAAAGUGCCAAAAAUAUUAUACAGUGCUACCUCGUUUUACGAAUAUAAUGCGAUCUCCGGGACGUUUCUUAUUGCGAAAAAUUUGUAAACUGAAACGCGGUUUCCCAUAGGAAUGCAUUGAAAACCAAUUAAUCCGUUCUGGAGGUCAGAAAAAAGUCAAAAUGAGCCGGCAUGGAAACCAACCCACAAUGCAGAACACACAAUAAAAGGCAGGCAAAUGAUGAAGCUCAGCUACCUACCUUUCCACAGCUUGAGAAAUGCACCAAAAAAAACCUGCAAAAUAUUUCCAGAAUGGCUCCAAAACUCGAUGCAAAAGCCGCUCCAACACCUCCACACUCAACGCCAUGUGCUACCCACAGGCUCCAGCAUGCAAGGGGCGGUGCUAUAAACCUCCCAGGUGCAAUGCAUCCUGGGGAAACUUGCUUUGUAUUGUGAAAAAAAAAUCGUAAACCGAGGCAUUAUUUUCAAUGGAUUUUCAUUGUAAACCGAAAAUUAUGUUAACCGAGGUGUUUGUAAACCAAGGUACCAUGUAUAAAUGUACCACUGUAUAUACAUUUUUUUUUUCUUUUGGUUUGCUGCAAAGUGAUUGCUUCCCGUAGUAGGCUCUGCACAGACUGUGAAUGAGCUGACACUGGCUGCUUCAAGGUUUGCCAGGGAAACUGAUCAAAUCCCAUUAAGCUUCACUCAAUAAUGGUUCCUCACCUAGCAGCACCUUCAUUGGAGAACGUGAAUGGAACGCUUAGAUAUAGGCUGGUAGCUUUGUUUGAGCAUGAAUUCCAGAGAAUCCUUUGAAAAAGCAGUGAAGGAUCCCAUUAUAAUCAAUGUAGAUCCAGUGUGUGCUCCCACUUCAAGAUUAUUACAGUGACAGUGGCUAUGUAUGUGUGUCACUGUAUGUAUCUGUAUGUAUGUCACUGUAUCUGCAUGUGUGUCAGUGUGAGUGUCUGUGUAUCUGUAUGUGCGUCACUGUAUGUAUUUGUAUGUGUAGCGGAUGGCAUUGGGCUGUCCUAAAAACUACAGUUAUUAUUAUGUAUUCGGUUAAAUUGUAUCCAUGUAUGUGAAAAUGUAUGCAGCAUUCGUCUGAUUGUUCGGUAGAAUAACUCCAGUCAUUAUGAGAGUGAAACUACCGAACAGUCAGACCAGCCCAGUAGGAAGUGUGCCUCCAAUUACCGUUUGCAACAAUGUUGCGAACGGGUAAUUGGCAAUCUGUGUAGUGGGUUCUUUGUUCUCGGGGUGUUAUGGGCAAAUGCAAAUAUUACAAGUUUUAGAAUGAAAUGUUGUAUUUCUUAAACUGUGUACUUUGUCUUUAAGAGAUAUUGCAAACUGUCAAGGUGUUAGAAAUGGAACAUUGUUUUUCAUAGAUGUUUCUUUAAGCAAUAACCUCAGUGCAUAAUAUAAGGACUUGAGUACGUAUUUACGUAUCACAAUAAGGGCGCGGUUUCCUUUUUUCUUUGUUCCAUAAGGACUUGAGUACGUAUUUACGUAUCACAAUAAGGGCGCGGUUUCCUUUUUUCUUUAUAAGUGGAUUUUUUAUGGACUUUCUCAUUGAGUGUAUCUCAUUUGUUUUUAUUACUUUCUAUGUACAAUAAACAGUUACUAUUUUAUAUAUUUUUAUCACUCUUGAGACAUCCAUUAUUAUAUACCUUUUUUUUCCUGGUUACCAUUUUAUUCCUUGGUGGGGAUUAUACCACCUAUACGCUGUAAACUAGAGCAAGGCACGCUCUAGUAAAUGUGAGUACGAUACGUUACAUUUUAUUCCUUAUUUUAAGUGAUUUUAAUACAUACUACACUAUGUGGAUUCCCUUGUCUAUCUGUAUGUUCUUUAUUUGAGACCUUCAAGACGUGGACCACUUUACAUUUAUCCUAAGACGGGGAUUGUUCCGUCCAUGCGCAUGAACAGCAGAGCUCUGUUUCUAGCUCUGUUAUAUGUGAGUGUACAUCUAUUUACUCUUUGUUCACUUACUGAAUACUAUCAGUGCUACACUAUUAUUUGUAUAUCUCUUUUUUCUUUUUGAGGUACAUCAUUGCAAGUGUAUGGCCAUAAGGACUUGAGUACGUAUUUACGUAUCACAAUAAGGGCGCGGUUUCCUUUUUUCUUUGUUCAGUGCAUAAUAUGUUUGCGCCAUUUUGUCCCAGACGAAUUACAAUAACAAUAAUGCAUAAACAAGCUUCAAGGCUAUGCUACGACUCUUGCAGUACACAAUAUACUGUGGUAACCCCAAGUUAAUGGAACUUCCCCAAAUCCGGGAAUCUCCCACGACUGUACACUUACGACUUCGUAUAAACAACAGAUAACCUAUUCAGACUUUAAGAUGCCAUCUUGAACUAAGUCAGGAAAAUUUCCAUGACGUUUGCACCCUUUAGUUAUGGCCUUGUAUGUUUGCCAAAUUAAGGGAGGUCCUAAAAUGAAUAAAGUAAAUGAACUACGGUAACCCUAAAAUGGAGACACCUAAGGUAUAAAUAGGUGUACUUUUAAAUGUUAAGACACAGAGGAG
Molecule: messenger RNA, 8212 nt
Organism: Pelobates cultripes (western spadefoot toad)
Lineage: Eukaryota; Metazoa; Chordata; Amphibia; Anura; Pelobatidae
Source: the annotation of a GenBank genome assembly